Osmerus eperlanus (European smelt) is the source of this 6459-nucleotide messenger RNA. It is a transcript of the gene kif26ab, whose product is annotated as kinesin family member 26Ab. Gene Ontology annotation, biological process: microtubule-based movement. The record is from RefSeq and is a predicted model, not a curated record. The transcript is spliced from 16 exons. Gene Ontology annotation, molecular function: microtubule binding; ATP binding; microtubule motor activity. The coding region runs from base 114 to 6338 and encodes 2074 amino acids. Lineage: Eukaryota; Metazoa; Chordata; Actinopteri; Osmeriformes; Osmeridae.
UCAUAGCUUAAUUCACAACAAGUGCGUGUGACUUAACUUUACAAUUUGCAACUCCAUAAACUAUAUUAGUGUGCAUGUAAAGUUUAAACUACCAGUAUCCCCAACCUGGGAGAAUGAACUCAUUUUGGGGGAAUUCAACUCACGGACCGGACCACAGGUUUGCUGUGGAGGGCUUCCCCAGGGGAGAGUCGCCGUUUGCUCUCGACGUGAAUCCCAGGAAAAGACUUAACUCGGCGGACGACGCGCGAUGUAGCAGCCGGCCACCUCCCGAGGGAGCCGGGUCGGUGACAGUCACCGAGUCGGAGAGAAGGGACCGCGGGGGCAGUCUAUGUCAACACUGCCAAAUGAAAGUUUCAGAGCUCAAGAAGCAAGCCUUCACCCUGGCAGACCCAAGUUCAUUAAAGGAUCCUGGAUACGCUGCCUUCCUGUUCGACCAGCUCCAGGUUCCUGGGAGCCAUGACGGCGGGGCCAGCUGCCAGGUAUGCCACACCUCCGUCCUGCAGCUGAGACAGGAGGCCAUCCAGACGGUCCACGCCCCCUCGCCGCCCCCAGGCCCCGCCCCCUCGCCUCCUUCGGGCCACGCCCUCUGUACACCAGCACCAGCCGCCUCCGCUCUCUCAGCCCAGCCCUCCCGGCUCACCUUCUCCCCCUCCGGGCCCCAGGGCCCCCAGGGCCCCCGAGCCCACCAGCUGCUGCCCCUGGGGGACAGGAGACGGGGGCUGGGCUGGCCCCAGGGCUGCGCUGGCUCCUCGGGACCCAACACCAGUGUCCAGGUGACGGUGGGCGGAGGACAGCUGUCGGGGUCCCUGGGGUCGGUCACCAUCCAGGCCCAGCAGUACCUGGAGGGCCUGUGGAGUUUCCUCCCCCAGCCCAGCCCGGUCCAAGGUCUUCUGGGGGAGCCGGAGAGGGGUGCCGCCAUUUUGGAGACGUCCGUCAUCAGUAGCCCAGCCAGCUUCCUGUCGACGCCCAGAUACAGGAGCCCUGGACACCCUGGACACUCCCCAACACACACCUCCACACACACACCUACACACAGCAACACACACACCUCCACACACACACCUACACACAGCAACACACACACCUCCACACACACACCUACACACAGCAACACACACACCUCCACACACACACCUACACACAGCAACACACACACCUCCACACACACACCUACACACAGCAACACACACACCUCCACACACAGCAACACACCCACCUCCACACACACCUCCGACCAGAGUGCAUCCGCUGCAGCCUCCUUCUUCAUCAGGGCGGCCCAGAAGCUGAACUUGUCGUCGAAGCGUAGGAAGCAGCUGGUGCCGCAGCCCCGCCCCCAGGAGCCCUCUCUGUACCCCACCACCUUCAGCAGCACCCUACAGGUCUCGCCCCCGCCCGCUCCACCAUGCCUGCUCCGCGCCAUGUCCAAGGUCAAGGAGAACCCGGGGUUGGGGAAGGUCAAGGUGAUGAUGCGGAUCUGCCCUCCCCUGGACGACUCGUCCGAGUCUGUGUCCUUCCUGAAGGUGGACGCCAGGAAGAAGCAGCUGACCCUGUACGACCCCGCGGCCACGCCUCACGCCAGCGCCGGCCUCAGGAGAGCUGCCACCGUGGCCGUCCCCAAGAUCUUCGCCUUCGACGCCGUGUUUCCCCAGGACGCCUCGCAAGCGGAGGUGUGCUCGGGGACGGUGGCGGAGGUCAUCCAGUCGGUGGUGAACGGAGCGGACGGCUGCAUCUUCUGCUUCGGUCACGUCAUGCUAGGCAAGACCUACACCAUGAUCGGUAAGGACGGCUCCGCCCAGGGCCUGGGCGUGGCUCCCUGUGCCAUCUCCUGGCUCUUCAAGCUCAUCAGCGAGAGGAAGGAGAAGACGGGCACCCGCUUCUCGCUACGCGUGUCGGCCGUGGAGAUCAGCGGGAGGGACGAGCAGCUGACCGACCUGCUGGCAGAGGUGUCGACCGGCAGCCUGCAGGACGGACAGUCCCCGGGAGUCUACCUGAGGGAGGACCCCAUCUGUGGUACCCAGCUCCAGAACCAGAGUGAGCUCCGCGCCCCCACGGCAGAGAAGGCUGCCUUCUUCCUGGACGCGGCCAUCGCAGCGCGCAGCACCAGCCGGCCGGACGCGGACGAGGAGGACAGACGCAACUCCCACAUGCUGUUCACCCUCCACGUCUACCAGUACCGCAUGGAGAAGAGCGGCAAGGGAGGAAUGUCAGGUGGAAGGAGCAGGCUUCACCUCCUUGAUCUGGGCAGCUGUGAGAAGGUCCCCAGCAGGAGCAGGGACGCGGGUGGAGGGCAGUGUCUGUCGCUCACGGCGCUGGGCAACGUCAUCAUGGCCCUCGCCAACGGAGCCAAGCACGUACCGUACAGGGACAGCAAACUGACAAUGUUGCUGAGAGACUCGCUGGGUAACAUCAACUGCAGAACAACUAUGAUUGCCCACAUCUCCGACUCCCCUGCCUGCUACGCCGACUCGCUCUCCACCAUCCAGCUGGCCUCUCGCAUCCACCGCAUGAGGAAGAAGAAGUCCAAGUACGCGUCCAGUUCCUCCGGAGGCGAGAGUUCCUGUGAGGAGGGGAGGAUUCGCCGCCCCCCCCACCUCCGGCCCUUCCACCCCCGGACGGUGGCCCUGGACCCCGACCUCCCCCCCCUCCUCAGUGACCCCGACUACUCCUCCAGCAGCGAGCAGUCGUGCGACACCGUCAUCUACGUGGGCCCUGGCGGCUCCGCCGUGUCCGACCGCGAGCUGAGCGACAACGAGGGUCCGCCUGUGUUCGUGCCCAUCAUCCCCUCCCUGAACCGGAGGAGGGGCGGCAGGGGCGCCCCGCUGGACAGAGAACACUUCUUCAAGUGCAACACGUUCGCUGAGCUGCAGGAACGUCUGGAGUGCAUCGACGGCAGCGAGGAGCCCAAGGCCUUCGUGGGAGAGGGCCGCGGCAGCCAGGCCAGCCCCAAGCUGGACGGCGGGAAAAGCAAGGAAGGGCCCGGCUCCGUUUCCCCGAAGACCGGAGCCAAAGUGUCCUCCGGCUCGCAGGAGAGCAUCUCACCCAAACCCUCUCCUAAACACACGGCUGCUUCCCAGCCGGCCGGCAGCCCCGGCCUCAAAUCCAAACUGGAACAUUCCACGCGGCAGAGCAGCCCCCAGGAGAGAGCGCUGUCGGAGAACGUGUGCAGGACCAGCGCUGACGGUGAGAAGGUGAUGGCAUCAGACAGCAGGGCCAGCCCCAGCAAGCAGGUCGCCCCCGCCACCGCCCCCAACCCAGAGCCAGUGGUGAGGGAGAAGGUCUACUUCAACAAGAAGCCCUUACCCAAGCCGGCUCCCCCUCCCCCGCAGCCGAGGGACACCCCCAGGGGGUACGGAGAGGCGGAGGAGAGAUCCACCAGAAUGCCCCCCGUCGGAAUGAGCCACCAGGCUGUGAAGAGGGGGGAUUCUGGCAGCCCCCCAGGCCCUGUGGAGGUGUGGUCCACCCUGAGAGACCGCUGCCUGAACAGGGACGCCCUCAGAGCCACCGUCACCCUGCAGCAGCCCGUGGAGCUGAACGGGGAGGACGAGCUGGUGUUCACCGUGGUGGAGGAGCUGUCCAUCAGGGGCCUGGUGGACGGAGGUCGUCCCACCAGCAUCGUGAGCUUCAGCAGCGACUGCUCCUUGCAGGCGCUGGCGUCCGGCUCCAGACCCGUCAGUAUCAUCAGCAGCAUCAACGACGAGUUCGACGCCUACACGGCCUCCUUCGGGGGGUCGGAGGUCAGCGCGGGGGCGGUCACGCCCCUCGGGGAGGACGUGAGCGUGGGCGGCAGGGGCUCGUCCGUGAGCUCCUGGCUCAGCGGGGUGAGCGUGAGCACGCAGGGGAGCGAGGGGGCCCACUCCUCCGACGUGUUCCUGCCUCACACCGCGCACGGCGGCCCCGAGGGAACCUUCUACCUGGACUCCUUCAGUCUGUUCCAGUGUGAGCCGUCGCCGAGAGACGCCAAGAACUCCCUGAACGACAGCGGGUUCAGCUUCUCCGAGCUGGACAGCGACAGCGCCGCCUCCAGUAAGCUGUCCUUGACCAAGUGCCCUCCUUCUCCCGACUCAGCCAAAGGAUCCCUCCGGUUGCCGGCGAAAACCGCCACGGUUAACCCCCUCAGCUCCUCCCAGCCCACCCAGGCCCCCCCCACCACCGUAGUCCACUCCAGUCUUCCCAGUAAAACACCUACCUCAUCCAUCACCCACAGUAGCAGCAGUGAGCCCCCCCCACACGAGGCCAGACAGGAGGACCCCUGGCAGCGCGUGGCCCUCUCUCCUGAACCCCAGCCCCUCGCGGACCCCAGCCCCACCGCCAAGUUCCUCAAAACCCCCCCCAGCGGCAUCCCCUCCCGGAGACCUGCGGUCAGCAGCAACAGCGUACCUCGCUCCCGCAAGGUGCAGGCCUCUACCUCAUCCCAGAGGGUGGUGGACGGCUGCGAGAAGUCGGCCGUCAGGAAAGCCGAGCCCCCCAGUAGGAUGCCCCAGCUGAGGCGAGGGGCCACCACCCUGGGGACCGUGCCUGUGAUCCACGCCACCCCGGAGUCCAGGGCAUCUCAGGACAUGGUCUCUGCGUCCACCAACAGGUUCUCUUCUCUGGGGAAAACCAGCAAGGCCACCGGACAGAAAGUCAGCAUGCUCCCCAAACCUGGAGGUACUUCCCCGCCUCCUCCCCCGGUGCGCAAGUCCAGUCUGGACCAGAAGAACCGGACCCUGCUGCCCCAAAGUGCCUUAAAGUCGGCGUGUGGGGAGCACGCGGAGGCAGGGAGGGCGGCGAGGGCCGUGGUGUCAGAGGAUGAGCUGGAGGCACGCUUCAAAGCGGACUCCAACAACCUGAAGACCUCCGGCCUCAGGUUCGACUCCUCCUCGGCUAAGGCCACGUCCAGCCUGAAGGCCAGGGGGGUCAGAGGCGACGCAGGGCUGCACUACGGCAGCCAGGUGUCCCUGGAGAGGUGCGACAGCCUGUCUUGUAUGGGCUCCAAGCCUGUCCUCAGCCGGGAGAACAGCGGGGCUAGCCUAGGCAGCAGCAAGUCUGGCAGGUCCAUACCCAGAUACGGCGUCCCUAACUCCGCAAGCUCUCCAAUCGCUACCUCCCCAACUUCCCCUUGCGGGAGCCCAGGUGUGGUGAGCAAACCCGGGCAGGUGAAAGCUGGUGUCGGCCCCAGAGCAGCUGGAACGCUCAACGGAAGCAAAGCCCGCUCUCUGUCUGCCAACCACUCGAAGGGCCUCAGUUCCUCCACCAAGUCCCUGGCAGCGCCCGCCGCCAGAAACCCCAACGCCAACCUCCCUCCCUCCGGGAAGACCCCCGCUCCCCGCACCACCACCGCCCCCGUCAGCGCCAGGCCUGGGCGAGGCACCGUCAUGGGCACCAAGCAGGCCAUGCGGGCGGCCAACAGCCGGGUGAGCGAGCUCGCGUUGGGCGGCUCGUCGGGCAAACACCUGAGGGGCUCCGGGGAGUCGGACGGCGGGGCGAGCGCGGGGGACGACAAGACCCCCGUGACCAUGCUCCCGUCCCCCUACAGCAAGAUCACCGCGCCCAGACGGCCCCAGCGCUACAGCAGCGGCCACGGCAGCGACAACAGCAGCAUCCUCAGUGGAGAGUUGCCCCCGGCGAUGGGCCGCACCGCCCUCUUCUACCACAGCGGCGGCAGCAGUGGGUACGAGAGCAUGAUCCGGGACAGCGAGGCCACUGGCAGCGCCUCGUCCGCCCACGACUCCAUGAGCGAGAGUGGCUUGUCCUCCUCGGGGCGCACCAGGAUCUCCAAGUCCCCCAAGAAGAGGUCGAACGGGCUCCAGCGGCGUCGGCUCAUCCCCGCCCCCCUGCCAGACACCUCGUCCCUGGGGAAGAAGGCCGGCACAGCUGGCCAGUGGGUGGACCUGCCACCCACCUGCAUGUCUGGCCCUUUAAAAGAACCGUUCGAGAUCAAGGUGUACGAGAUUGACGACGUGGAACGCCUUCAGAGGCGUCGGCAGGAAGACACGGUAGAGCAGCCAUUCCAGGAUGUGGAGAAGGGCCUGCUGUACUUCAACAGUAAGCUGAAGGUGCUGGAGAGGAGGCAGCAGAGGGUGAGAGAGCUGAAGAUCAAACAUGACGACCUGAGGGAGGAGCUGGAGGACACCAAGGCCAGGCUGAUGAUGGACCCCAGCAAGUGGAUGGGAGAGUUUGAGGUGGACCAGGAUUUAGACAAGGAGUCCCUGGAGUACGUCCAGGCCCUGGGCCAGGUGACAGACGAGCUGGAGUUCUGCGUCAACCUAUGCAAGUCACGCGUCAUGAUGGUGACCUGCUUCGACAUCAGCGUCACGGCGUCUGACGCUCAGGAAGGACUGCGUGAAGUAGAAGUCUGAUGAGCGGGAGACGGGACGAGCGAUCCAGGAAGUGACAAGAGAAGGAAGAUGAAAUGUAGCAGCCAGUUUGAUUAUAUUGGCUUGGAUUGAGUUGAGAGGGAGAUGGGGGGGGGGGGGGGGG